AUGUCUUCUGCCACUACUCGGCAGAGGCCGUCGUCUUUUGAAAGUCAGGAUAAGGAUACUGCUUCUACAACGAAUGUAAAUUAUAUGGAUUUUCAAGGCCGGUUGCCCCAAAUGGUAUGGGAAGCAGGUAGUAAACAAGUUCAAGAUACGUUUAUAUCUUACGGACGACUUGAUUUAUUCAGGCCAUAUUUUAAUGUUCUUCCCAAACAGGUGCGGUCUCGUCUGAUACAGUCUUUUAUACCAAGGAAGCCAUCAAAAAUAUCAGUAGCUACAGAUUUGUAUGGUCCGUUAAUGAUAAUAUUAACGCUUGUUGCGCUUCUUCUUUUUUCUAUGAAAUCUUCCGGUUAUGUUGUACAAGACGGAACAUUAAUGGGUACUGCAUUAGUUACUUGCUUUGGAGCAUGGUUUCUCAUAUCGCUUUUAAUCUCGACUAUGACGUACAUUCUUAGUACUGAUGUUACAUCGCUAUAUAUCUUUACAACAUUUGGGUAUUCAUUGUUUGGACACUGCAUCGUGAUCUUCUUGACAACCGUAUUUCACCCUCUUCAUUCUCACUUAUUUUUUUACCUUUUGGUCUUCAUUUUCUGCUUCCCAUCAGCAGCUAGAGUGAGUUUGUUUUUGUGUUCCAAGACAAGAGAUAAUUCUCACAAAAUUGCACUAGCGGCUACGGUAUUUGUUCUUCAUAUAGGUUAUAUAUGUUAUCUGCAUUUUGGCUUUCAUACAGUGCUUGAAGGUGAUCAUUUUUUUCUGUUUUUUUUAGAUGUUAUUUUAAAUGAUUUCCGUGUUUGA
Enterobius vermicularis (human pinworm) is the source of this 789-nucleotide messenger RNA. The record is from the annotation of a GenBank genome assembly. NCBI's taxonomy places the organism in Eukaryota, Metazoa, Nematoda, Chromadorea, Rhabditida, Oxyuridae.